AUGAAGCGACCUACCACCCAGAACGCCAUUGCCCUUGGCGGCUUCCUCGGCCUCGUCCAAGGAAGUUCCCCCCAACGCCCCAUGGUAAUUGUUGAGCAUCAGUUGAUUGACUUGGUCUGCUCGGGAUACACCUCCACUACUACCGGAUUCAGGACCUAUACGUCUUAUCCCGGUGACGUCGGUCCCACUGAUGGAAGUAUCAAAUUCGUCCAAUCCGGUUCGGUUGCGGGGACAUCUACUGUCCUCCCGCCGGCCGACUGCGGCUCUGCCUGUGUAACUUCCAUUCACGUGGUUGAAACGGGUACUCCCUCGGGAACCAAACCUUCUGAUGACUCGAACUCUGGAACCAACCCUUCGGAUGACUCGAACUCUGGAACUGACCCUUCUGAUGACUUGAACUCUGGAACUGACACUUCUGGUGGCCUGGACUCUGGAAUCAACCCUUUGAAUGGCUUGAACUCUGGAUCAACUCCUAAGAAUGGCUUGAACACGGGCUUGAACACGGGCUCGAACUCGGGCUUGAACACGGGCUUGAACUCGGGCUUGAACACGGGCUCGAACUCGGGCUUGAACACGGGCUCGAACUCGGGCUUGAACACAGGCUUGAACACGGGCUCGAACACAGGCUCGAACAUGACUCCGACUGGAAAGAACGCGGCCUCGAUCACACCAUCUGGCGUUACUACAUCGUCCGUCACCGGACCUGUCGCCGGAACAUCAACCAUUGCGAAUCUCUGCACCGCUAAUCCUUGCUUGACGACACUGGUUGUUACUGCUACACCGACUGGAAAGGCCUCGAUCACGCCAUCUGGUGUGACCACAUCGUCCGUCACCGGACCUGUUGCCGGCACGUCGACCAUUGCGAAUCUCUGCACUGCUGAUCCUUGCUUGACGACGCUGGUCGUUACUGCUACGCCGACUGGAAAGGCCUCGAUCACGCCAUCUGGUGUGACCACAUCGUCCGUCACCGGACCUGUUGCCGGCACGUCGACCAUUGCGAAUCUCUGCACUGCUGAUCCUUGCUUGACGACGCUGGUCGUUACUGCUACGCCGACUGGAAAGGCCUCGAUCACGCCAUCUGGUGUGACCACAUCGUCCGUCACCGGACCUGUUGCCGGCACGUCGACCAUUGCGAAUCUCUGCACUGCUGAUCCUUGUUUGACGACGCUGGUUGUUACCGCUACACCAACAGGAAAGAACUCGGCCAUGAUCACACCAUCCGGUGUGACCACAUCGUCCGUCACCGGACCUGUUGCCGGCACGUCGACCAUCGCUAACCUCUGCACUGCUGAUCCUUGCUUGACGACGCUGGUUGUAACUGCUACGCCGACAUCGACGCCGGCUUCUUCUUCGUCGUCCUCUUCUUCGGCGCCUGUGGAUCCUGUUAAUACGGAACCCCCGAAGCCCCUUGACUGCUCCGUUUCUGGAUACCUCGUGAAGAAUGCAGACGGACACGGCGCCAAUUCAAUGUAUGGUGUCUCUUUGGGGUCUGGGAAGACAGUUCUCAUCAACAAGAACAUUUGCCCGACCGCCAAGAACAUCAACGCUUGGGGAUACAACGUCAUCGAUAACUUCCUUUACGGACGGGCCAUCCCCGUUGGCGGAUCGGCUCUCCCGCGACUGGUUCGCAUCGGCGCUGGAGGCUCGUGCGAAAUGCUCAAUGAUACGCUGCCCUUCGACACUGUCAUCGGCGACAUCACCCCCGAUGGUCACUACUACACAUUCAGCAACCCCAACUGGGCCGACGUGGACCUUUCGAACAGCAAGGGUGCUCGUUUCGGAAAGGUUGUCCAAACUGGAAAGGCCGCGCUCAGCAGCAUUGGCGAUUUCGGCUUCGCUGACUGGGCCUACGUUCCGAACAGUGGCAACUACCUGUGGGCUUUUGCUGCUACACCUGCUGCGACGCAAGCAUCGACCUGGUUGAUCAAGUGGGAUUACGUCAAUCACACGUGGAGCAAGGUUCGCGCCUUGGGCAAGAUGAGCAGCAACCAGUGGGGAUCGAUCUACGCUACCGAGGACGGAUAUCUCUACGGCUCCGAGAACAAAUCUGGCGAUAUUUGGAGGGUCAAGGUCAACAGCGACCUGCCAGCCCAAAGGGUUGGGCCCGGCCCGGCCGCUUCGUUGAACGAUGGCGCCAGAUGUGUCAAUGCUCUGAACCCUAUUGUGGGCGCUACUCAGUAA
Molecule: messenger RNA, 2181 nt
Organism: Drechmeria coniospora
Lineage: Eukaryota; Fungi; Ascomycota; Sordariomycetes; Hypocreales; Ophiocordycipitaceae
Exons: 1
Coding region: 1-2181 (726 amino acids)
Source: RefSeq, a predicted model, not a curated record